AUGAUCGGCGUCCGCUGCCAGAGCGAAGGCCCACCCGUGCACUCGCGGAAAUUUCAUACCAACGCCACAUCAGCCGAGAUUCAUGCGUGGGCGCGAGCGGCGUGUGGCGAGCCACGAGUCGAGCCCGACAUCUUCUUCGAGCACCGGUCAGUGGUGCCGGCGUUACCGCCCGAUUGCGAUGUUGAGGUCUGGUACGUGGAGCAGGAAAUCGAGGCACUCGGCGCUGUCGGCCGCCUACUCCAGUCCUACCACUGCGGCCUGGUUUUCCAUGUGAGCACCUUGCUGGCGCCUCCUCCGCUCACGGUCUUCACUUUGCAGUAUUAUGCGGUAGACUUCCCGUUCGGCGCUCUUUUCCCGAUCUCGGUGGAGGACGGCGCUGGCCCAGUGUGGAACAACGAGGCUGUAGUCGCCUUUACGCCGGGCGAGGACCCUCACCGAUGGACCAAGGGGCGCUCCCUUGUGGGUCGGACAACGGGCGCAAUCGUCAACGCCCUUUGCGACUGGGUCGUCUCGGAGUUCACGCCGUCGCACCCAGGCUACCAGCUCUUUGACGUGCUCGACGCUCCACAGGCCGGCGGCGCCACCCGCACUUGGGUCUCCGCGUGCGUGUGCGACACCUUUGUGCACGCGUCGCUCCGGCAGCUCCCCUCCCUCGGCGCAAACUUUACAUCCCAACAGCCGCUCUAUCGGAACUACGUGCCGCUCAUCUCCCCCUCAGCGCCAGAGCGGGUCGACCUGAGCAACGCGGGCGAGCGCGCCGCACUCAACGGCUACUACUCAGCUCUGCUCGAGCUCGUGACGCGCGGCCUCGGCGCACGCACCCUCCCACAGCUCCUGCACUGGCUCGCCGAGCGCCUCGAGUACGUGUACAUUCACGACGCGAGAAGCGGCGGCUACCACCGCGUGGAGCUUGCGCCCCCUUACCUGUGCCCGAGCCGCCUCUACCAGCGCAUGGCGCUACCGUGGCAGCCUGGCUCGGAGGUGGUGGAGCCGGACAGGCAGCCGCAGCCCUCGACCUCGGCAUCCGGCAGAAGUGCCGACACGGCCUCGGCCAUGGCUGCCGAUGAGCUGUUCCGCGACCUGCUGUCGGGCACGAGGAGCCUGCUGAUGCGGCGAGGGUACGCCGCCAUCGGUGGCCAUCGGAGGCAGCGUUGGAUGGCUCUCGCUGGCGCUGCUUUAGCUGUGGCGGCGGGCUUGGCGGCAGCUCCCAGGCUGGACGGCGUUGCUGGACUGUCGCUUGGCCUAGCGCUUGGCGCGGCCGCGGGGUUUGUGCUCGGCCGCCUUAGCGCGUCGCCAAAACGCCACCCCCACCGCGAUAACGGAUAA
Emiliania huxleyi CCMP1516 is the source of this 1326-nucleotide messenger RNA. RefSeq lists its product as hypothetical. NCBI's taxonomy places the organism in Eukaryota, Haptophyta, Isochrysidales, Noelaerhabdaceae. The record is from RefSeq and is a predicted model, not a curated record. Gene Ontology annotation, molecular function: hydrolase activity, acting on glycosyl bonds. The transcript has a single exon. Gene Ontology annotation, cellular component: lysosome; lysosomal membrane. Gene Ontology annotation, biological process: lysosome organization. The coding region runs from base 1 to 1326 and encodes 441 amino acids.